This is a messenger RNA of Mus pahari (shrew mouse), 2406 nucleotides long. RefSeq names its product rhophilin Rho GTPase binding protein 2 (gene Rhpn2). Lineage: Eukaryota; Metazoa; Chordata; Mammalia; Rodentia; Muridae. Gene Ontology annotation, molecular function: protein binding. The transcript is spliced from 15 exons. The record is from RefSeq and is a predicted model, not a curated record. Gene Ontology annotation, biological process: signal transduction; negative regulation of stress fiber assembly. Bases 37 to 2097 code for a protein of 686 amino acids.
GCACCUCAGUUCACCCUGGACUCCCGCGCUGCCAGCAUGACCGAUACGCUGCUACCCGCGGCCCCUCAGCCGCUGGAGAAGGAGGGUGACGACUACUUUCGAAAGGGUUGUAAUCCCCUUGCACAAACUGGCCGAAGCAAGCUGCAGAAUCAGAGGGCUGCCUUGAACCAGCAGAUCCUGAAGGCCGUGCGGAUGCGGACAGGAGCCGAGAACCUUCUGAAGGUCGCCACCAACCAGAAGGUGAGAGAACAGGUUCGCCUGGAGCUGAGCUUUGUCAACUCAGACCUGCAGAUGCUGAAGGAGGAACUGGAGGGGCUCAACAUCUCCGUGGGAGUGUACCAGGGCACCGAAGAAGCGUUCACCAUUCCUCUGAUUCCUCUCGGCCUGAAGGAGACCAAAGAAGUUGACUUUUCCAUCGUCUUCAAGGAUUUUAUUUUGGAACAUUACAGUGAAGAUAGCUAUUUGUAUGAGGACGACAUCGCAGAUCUUAUGGACCUGCGCCAGGCCUGUCGAACACCCAGCAGGGAUGAGGCGGGGGUUGAACUGCUCAUGUCGUACUUCAUUCAGCUGGGCUUUGUGGAGAGUAGGUUCUUCCCGCCCACGCGUCACAUGGGGCUCCUGUUUACCUGGUAUGACUCCUUCACUGGGGUUCCGGUCAGCCAGCAGACUUUGCUGUUGGAGAAGGCCAGUGUUCUCUUCAACAUUGGGGCGCUCUACACCCAGAUUGGGACCCGCUGUAACCGGCAGACGCAGGCUGGCUUAGAGAGCGCCGUGGAUGCCUUUCAGAGAGCUGCAGGGGUUUUAAACUACCUGAAAGAGACCUUCACUCACACGCCAAGUUACGACAUGAGCCCCGCCAUGCUCAGUGUGCUGGUCAAAAUGAUGCUUGCCCAAGCCCAAGAGAGUGUGUUUGAGAAAGUCUGCCUCCCGGGGAUCCAGAAUGAGUUCUUUGUGCUGGUAAAGGUGGCUCAGGAGGCCGCCAAGGUGGCAGAUGCCUACCAGCAGCUGCAUGCGGCCAUGAGCCAGGAACCAGUGAAAGAGAACAUCCCGUAUUCGUGGGCCAGCGUGGCCUAUGUGAAGGCCUACCACUAUGGGGCCCUGGCUCACUACUUUGCGGCCACCCUCCUCAUUGACCACCAGCUAAAGCCAGGCGCAGACGAGGACCACCAAGAGAAGUGCCUGUCCCAGCUCUAUGACCACAUGCCGGAAGGGAUGACGCCACUGGCCACGCUAAAGAAUCCUGGACAGCGUGUGCUGCUGGGUAAGGGACAUCUGCACCGGGCCAUUGGUUUCCACGAGGAGUCACUGAGGGAGGCCAACCUGUGCAAGAAGCUGCGUGACAUUCAGGUGCUCCGGGAUGUGCUGUCUGCCGCCCAUCAGCGCACUCAGCUCAAGCACACACAGCACCGAGAGGAUGACGACCUUCUGAACUUGAUUGACGCUCCAGAUGUCCUUCCAAAAACUGAACGAGAGGUCAAAAUAACCUUCCCCGACUUCUCCAAAGUGACAGUGACAGACUUCUUCCAGAAGCUGGGUCCCCUGUCUGUGUUUUCGGCCAGCAAGAGAUGGUCACCUCCUCGGGGCAUUCACUUCACAGUGGAGGAAGGGGACUUGGGGUUCACCUUACGAGGGAACACCCCAGUCCAGGUACACUUCCUGGAUCCUCACUGCUCUGCUUCGCUUGCAGGGGCCAAGGAAGGAGAUUAUAUUGUUUCCAUUCAAGGCGUGGAUUGCAAGUGGCUGACAGUGAGUGAGGUUAUGAAGUUGCUGAAGAGCUUUGGGGGAGAAGAGGUUGAGAUGAAGGUCGUGAGCCUCCUGGACUCCACGUCGUCCAUGCAUAAUAAGUGUGCCACUUACUCUGUGGGGAUGCAGAAAACUUACUCCAUGAUAUGCCUGUCCAUGGACGAUGAUGACAAAGCUGACAAAACCAAGAAGAUCUCAAAAAAGCUCUCCUUCUUGAGUUGGGGCACCAGUAAAAACAGACAGAAGUCGGCCAGCACGCUGUGCCUCCCCGAGGUUGGCCUGGCAAGGUCGCAAAACAAGAAGAAACUUCCGACCCCCUUCAGCCUGCUCAACUCCGACAGCUCUCUGUACUGAAGGGAGGAGCCGGGACAGGCCACUCCGAGGUCGCCACGGCUGUCUAACCUCCCAUGCCGUGAUGGGACUGGCCUCCAACCCUAUCUUCUCAGACUGUAAACGUUGAUGUGCUUGUGAACGUGAAAGAGAGAUCUCUAGAAAUUGGUGAGAAACCCGGCCGCAUGGGGAUUUUCACAUUGCUGCAGUUAUUUAUUCUAUAAAGCAGGGCAUAGAAGAGCCUGAAUAUUUUAGCCGUUUUUUUGGUUUUCCAAGACAAUUUUCUGUGUAGCCCUGCCUGUCCUAGAAGUUGCCCUGGAACUUGGAGAUCCA